Messenger RNA from Triticum dicoccoides, 1048 nucleotides. RefSeq names its product probable CCR4-associated factor 1 homolog 7. The transcript has a single exon. NCBI's taxonomy places the organism in Eukaryota, Viridiplantae, Streptophyta, Magnoliopsida, Poales, Poaceae. Gene Ontology annotation, cellular component: CCR4-NOT complex. Bases 127 to 966 code for a protein of 279 amino acids. Gene Ontology annotation, molecular function: nucleic acid binding; poly(A)-specific ribonuclease activity. The record is from RefSeq and is a predicted model, not a curated record.
CCGCCUCCCCGCCCUUCGCCGCUCGCCCGUGGGCCCCGCCGCCUCCCGCUCCGCCGCACCACCCAGCUCCGACGCUUCCAGGAAGGAGAGGGGAGGACAGCUCGAAUCUUUGAUGCCCGGUAGCCGAUGGCGACGCCGACCGUAGAGAAGCCCGACGGGGUGGAGAUCCGCGAGGUGUGGGCGGAGAACCUCGAGGCCGAGUUCGCCGUGAUCCGGGAGAUCGUCGACGACUACCCCUACGUCGCCAUGGACACCGAGUUCCCCGGCGUCGUCUGCCGCCCGCUCGGCACCUUCAAGUCCAACGCCGACUUCAACUACGCCACGCUCAAGGCCAACGUCGACAUGCUCAAGCUCAUCCAGCUCGGCCUCACCUUCUCCGACGAGCGCGGCGGCCUCCCCGCCCUCGGCCCGGACGGCCGCCCCUGCGUCUGGCAGUUCAACUUCCGGGGCUUCGACCCGCGCACCGACGUCGCCGCCGCGGACUCCAUCGACCUGCUGCGUCGCAGCGGGAUCGACUUCGCCCGCCACGCCACCGAGGGGGCCGACUCGCGCCGCUUCGCCGAGCUGCUCAUGUCCUCCGGCGUCGUCCUCAACGCCGAGAUCCACUGGGUCACCUUCCACAGCGGCUACGACUUCGGCUACUUGCUCAAGCUGCUCACCGGCUCCAACCUGCCGGACACCAGCUCCGGAUUCUUCGACCUCAUCAGGAUUUACUUCCCCGUGAUCUACGACAUCAAACACUUGAUGAGAUUCUGCAAUAGCCUCCACGGCGGGCUGAACAAGCUCGCUGAGCUGCUCGACGUCGAGCGGGUCGGGAUCUGCCAUCAGGCAGGCUCCGAUUCUCUGCUCACCGCGCUCUCCUUCAACAAGCUCAAGGAGUCGUACUUCGGCGGAUUAACUGAGAAAUAUGCUGGUGUGUUGUAUGGUCUAGGCACAGAGGGCGGGGAAACCACCUCUGUUCACUGAGUAAUGGAUAGUUAAAUAAAUGAUGAACUAUUUAUGAGAGGAAGGAGAAACCUGUCUGGUGAAUGUGUGAUGUCUGAUUAUA